This is a messenger RNA of Aspergillus candidus, 2604 nucleotides long. Its product is annotated as proliferating cell nuclear antigen. Gene Ontology annotation, molecular function: DNA polymerase processivity factor activity; DNA binding; myosin binding. Gene Ontology annotation, cellular component: PCNA complex. The record is from RefSeq and is a predicted model, not a curated record. The coding region runs from base 1 to 2604 and encodes 867 amino acids. The transcript has 8 exons. Lineage: Eukaryota; Fungi; Ascomycota; Eurotiomycetes; Eurotiales; Aspergillaceae. Gene Ontology annotation, biological process: mismatch repair; leading strand elongation; translesion synthesis.
AUGGUCCGACCGGAAAUAAUAACGGGUGGUCGCUUAGGGACUGGUGAACACGAUCCAGAUUGGCCGGUGAAGGAAAAUGAAAGUACCGAUGAUGGCUCUGAUAUCAGCGCAAACAAUUUCGCGCCCCGCGGCGCGUCGAAGUUUCAGGAUCGGAUAAGGAACAAACUCCCCAAGCCGCUAGAUCUGAGGGCGUCUCGUCAGGGGGCAGCCUUGGGGAAACUGUACGACGCUUGCAUGGCAGUGUUGAACUCGCAGAUCGGCCAGAGCGACAACGAGAAGUUCUUGGAGCAAUUUGGUUAUGUGAUCGUGGCAUCGCAGUUACUCAACGAACACAGCGCCCCCUCGUACACAUCCGCUGCCGAUGUCCUCUCCAACGCCCACCCGACGGAUCCGCCGUCCAUGUCCGCCGCCUUCGGGGUCCAGGGAGCGGUCGUCACCGCCUCAACCUCGUUUUCCAUCGCAUGGCUUAUACACUGGAGUCGAUCUCGGACGGGUUCCGGGCUUAACCCUCGAAAAGUCGGAGUUCUGCUGGUGUUGGUUCCCGUCAUCGGAGUGCUGUUCUAUGCGUUUGCGAAGCGGCAGUGGGUCAAGUACGUACGCCACCAAGCGGUAGAUGGCGCCAUCGCUUUCGUGAGCAAUGCACAGGCAUUUGAUUCGGCGGCGUCGGCGUCAGUCGUCUUCAUUCAGGAGGUAGAGCUGGUCUCGAGGGGCUACCGCAUAAGCACCCCAUUACCCCCGAUCAGUCGACUGGAGGAUCAGGCCCAGACGCGCAGGUGUCUGAGGCUGCGUCGGACAGUCUCGGAAUGCUUCUACACUAUGCUAGGACGGUACAUCCGCGCACAACGCACCCUGCAGCCCUUGACGGAUACCGACAAUCUUGCGAAAUACCACGAUAUCUAUGACAUCACCGAUGAGGAACUCGCCGAGGCGGAAACCGCCUUUGCCGAGCGAGAAACCGAGGACCAGUAUUCGUUGCGCGCCCUGCGAAGCCUCUUUGGUAGGCUGUAUCUUGUGCGAAAGAGCAUCCUCUGCUGCCUCCUGGCGUUUGGGGCCGACGGUGGCGGCACUGAUAUCGCCCGAUGGAGCACCGCUGUGGAACAGAUGCGGGAUUUGGCCGAGGUCACGGCGGCCAAUAUACGGAAAAUGAGUAACAUCCUCAAUGAGGAGGACCGCGAUGCCAUCCCUCCUUCUCCACUACCGACAGCGUCCCCGAACAAGGAUAAUCUGCGGGCGCAAUACCGAAAGCUGAACUCGUUGUCCCAAGGGAUCCGUGCUCUGCACGCCAAGAUGCAUGUCUUGCGGGAGGCCUCGAACGCCGACAUUGAAAGUAUGGACGCUACCGAGUUCGAGUCGAACCUCAUGUCCCAGUACGAGUCGAUCGGGACGGACAUCCGCAGCUUGCUCCAAGAGUGGGAAUCCGGCAAGUCGGCUUUGGUGAUGAGCUUGGAUCGACAGUCCAUCGGGGAACGGUCUCGGCCGGGUAGUGGCUUCAGCGGGCUGAAUCUGAAGGUCCCAGAGUCGCCCACGCCCAGUCUUGGGGGCGCUACGGCGGUUGAAGGCAGCCCGUCGGAUGCCUUGAAAGCGUUGAAUGGUGACGGUCGGCCGGAAUCGGGCAUCAUGGACGAGGCCGAGAUUUACGAAGCUGUUGCGCUUCCGGCGCGACAUAAACGAGCGUCUCUCACACGAGAGGAGCGGAUUGCGCGUGUCAAAGAGGACCGCGCCAAACAAGCGGCGGGCCGUGAGCAUACCGAUGCCAACACCAAUAUGCUCAAGGAGUUGCAGAUGGUUAUCAAACAACGGCCAGCGGGGACGUCCAAACGGGUCACGAUGUUGGAAGCCCGCCUCGAACAAGCCAGUCUUCUGAAGCGCGUCGUCGACGCCAUCAAGGACCUGGUUCAAGACUGCAACUUCGACUGCAAUGACUCGGGAAUCGCCCUCCAGGCCAUGGACAACUCGCACGUGGCGCUGGUGUCGAUGCUGUUGAAGGCAGAGGGGUUCUCGCCCUACCGGUGCGACCGCAACAUCGCGCUGGGUAUCAACCUGGUCUCCCUGACCAAGGUGCUGCGCGCCGCCCAGAACGAAGACAUCCUGACGCUCAAGGCGGAUGACUCGCCCGAUGCCGUCAACCUCAUGUUCGAGAGCGCCGAGACCGACCGUCUCAGCGAGUACGAUAUUAAGCUCAUGGAUAUCGACCAGGAGCACCUGGCCAUCCCGGAGACGGACUACGCCGCUACGGUGGAGAUGCCUGCGGCUGAGUUUCAGCGUAUCUGCCGGGAUUUGAACGCUUUGUCUGAGUCGGUGGUUAUCGAGGCCACCAAGGAGGGAGUCAAGUUCUCCUGCCAGGGUGAUAUAGGCAGCGGUUCCGUCACCAUCCGCCAGCACACGAACGUCGACAAGCCCGAUCAGAACGUCUCCAUCGAGCUCGUAGAACCCGUCGCCCUCACCUUCUCCCUCAAGUACCUGGUCAACUUCUGCAAGGCCACCAACCUGUCCGCCAAGGUCCGCCUGUGUCUCUCGCAGGAGGUGCCCCUGCUGGUGGAGUACGGCCUGGGCAGCGGCCACCUCCGGUUCUACCUUGCCCCCAAGAUCGGAGAUGAGGACUAG